Messenger RNA from Setaria italica (foxtail millet), 2052 nucleotides. RefSeq names its product mannan endo-1,4-beta-mannosidase 6. Gene Ontology annotation, molecular function: hydrolase activity, hydrolyzing O-glycosyl compounds. The transcript has 5 exons. The coding region runs from base 110 to 1426 and encodes 438 amino acids. NCBI's taxonomy places the organism in Eukaryota, Viridiplantae, Streptophyta, Magnoliopsida, Poales, Poaceae. The record is from RefSeq and is a predicted model, not a curated record.
CCGCGCGCCGAACCGAACGCCAAAGCCCCAAACCACGCAAUCAAAAAAACAUCCACAAAAUCCCCGCACCCAGCGCCGCGGCGGGCCGGCAGCGUCGGCGGCGGGGCCAAUGCGGCGGGGGACGCGGCUCUACAGCCUCCUGGGCGUCCUCCUCCUCCUGGGCCUCGCCUACCUCUGGCUCCCGGGCAGCGGCCCCUCCUCCGGCGGCGGCGGGCCCGGCGGGUUCAAGCUCCCCGUGCCGUGGCUGCAGCCGCGGAUGUCCUUCACGGGCCGCGCCGGCACCCACUUCGCCGACGCCGAAACCGGCGCGCCGCUCUACGUCAACGGCUGGAACUCCUACUGGCUCCUCUCGUCGCGUUCACCCGCGCUGGCCGCCGAGAUGCUGCGCCGCGGCCGGCGCAUGGGGCUGACGGUCUGCCGCACUUGGGCGUUCAGCGACGGCGGGCCCGGCGCGCUCCAGAUCUCCCCCGGCCGGUUCAGCGAGCCUGUCUUCCAGAUGCUGGAUUAUGUGAUAUAUGAGGCCCGAAGAAAUCAUAUUAGAUUGAUUCUUUGCCUUGUCAACAACCUUGAUAACUUUGGAGGGAAGGCUCAGUAUGUUCAGUGGGCACAAGCAGCUGGUGCAAAUGUGACAAAUUCUACGGAUUCCUUUUUCUCUCACCCAACUAUUAGAGGUUACUAUAAGGAGUAUGUAAAGGUGAUAUUAACCCGAAGAAAUUCUUACAGUGGAAUCAAAUACUGUGAUGAACCUGCUAUAUUUGCUUGGGAACUCAUGAAUGAGCCUAGGUGUGUGUCCAAUUCAUCAGGUCCUCAUAUUCAGGCUUGGAUAGAAGAAAUGGCAGCAUAUGUUAAGAGUUUAGACACAAAGCAUCUUGUUACAGUUGGUAUUGAAGGAUUUUAUGGCCCUGGGAGAUCUGAGAGGCUGGGUGUCAAUCCUGGAGACUGGGCAGCUUCACUUUGCUCGGAUUUCAUACAGAACUCAGCUGUUAAAGACAUUGAUUUUGCAUCAGUUCAUGCCUAUCCUGAUAGCUGGUUGCCGAAGGCAAGCAUGGAAGAAAAAGUCAAGUACCUUUCUAACUGGGUUGAUUCGCACUUGAAUGACAGUGAAUACAUCUUGAGAAAACCUGUACUGUUUUCAGAAGUAGGGUACCUCCAGCAUCUGGGAGUGAACAAUAUGGUCAAUGGAGACACUAUCCUAAAACUUGUUUAUGAUAAAAUAUAUGAUUCAGCAAAAAAGCUGCAGGCAGGAGGUGGUGCUCUUAUUUGGCAGUUGAUGGUUGAAGGGAGUCAUAUGUACCAGGAUGGCUUCUCCAUGGUGGCAGGGGAACGUCCCUCAACAUAUAAGUUGAUAAAGGAGCAGUCAUGCCGACUGCAAAGGUUAUAUGGAAAAGAGGGUGACCCAGGUUGGGAAUGUUCAUUACCGCCCUAGGAAUUUAUCUACUAUAUCAAUAUCAAAGCAUCAAACUUCCUCAAUCACAAUCUGGAUCUCUGGAUUCAUGAAGAUGCACAUUGCUGUGACAAAUGUGAACCAGGGAUAUUUAUAGUAAACAGGUUGUUUAUAGCUGAAGAGCUAGACUGGUAGCGAAGAAUCCACUUUAGACGACAGAGAUGUCAAUUAUUUUCCGGCCGGUGAAGUUCUGAUCUGUGGUGGUCCAGUCAGAUUCUUUAUCGUCCAGCAUACAAUUGGUGGUGGUCAGCUAUUCGCCAAAAGAGGUAUAUAGAUUUUACUUUUCCUUUAGGUGCUUAUGUAGCUUUAAUAGCAAAUCAAUGUCAUACACGUAGUGGAAGUAGUUUCUGAAGCAUGCAUUGGCUGUUCUCUGCAUGAAGCUAGUGAUGUACUUCCUUUGGGACGUUUUGGUAUUUUAGGUUCAUAGAUUUUACUAUCUAUCUAGAUAUGCACUAUGUCUAGAUACAUAGCAAAGGUUAUGAAUCUAAAUAUGCUAAAAUGACUUACAAUUUGGGAUGGAGGGAGUAGUAUCCUUUUAAGACGAUGAAUGCAUUGUAAAUUAUAUAUGCGACCUUGAGGUCAAAGUGAAAGCCUGAAAGGGUCACCAA